This is a messenger RNA of Lampris incognitus (smalleye Pacific opah), 4616 nucleotides long. Its product is annotated as ras GTPase-activating protein 1-like. The record is from RefSeq and is a predicted model, not a curated record. The coding region runs from base 483 to 3629 and encodes 1048 amino acids. Gene Ontology annotation, biological process: regulation of GTPase activity. Lineage: Eukaryota; Metazoa; Chordata; Actinopteri; Lampriformes; Lampridae. Gene Ontology annotation, molecular function: protein binding. The transcript has 25 exons.
ACACACACUCACUCACACACACACAAACAACAGUGAUAAUAAAAACAACACUCGCCGAUAAGUGGACUGGUGCUGAGGAAGAGGGCUGAAGUAAAAUAACGGGGUAAAAAAUAUCGGUGACUGUUUCUGUUUUCAGGGAUUUAGGUGGUAGCUUCGAGUGAUCAUUUCUUUUUUUAAAUGAAUUUAAAACUCAGGAAACAAUGAAGACAUAGCGAGCCAAAACUCAUCAAGUGUUCUCGAGGUUGUUAGCAAUCCCGCUAGCUUGGCUACAUAGUAGCAAGUGAGUGUGGUGAAGCUAGCGCCUGCCAGUGCAGCCAAAUUAAGCUAAGUUAGCUUGUUGGCUAGCGUUAGCUAAACGUGUCUUCGGGAAACUUUUUUGGCGUUGUUCUCCGCAACUCAAAACAGUGAGAGAGUUUUUGCUAGCCGAGAGGGGAAGGGCAGGUUCCCUUCUGGACUUUCCCCCCUCCACUCAUUAUCCUAACAUGAUGGCUGCGGAGGUCAGCAGUGAGGAUACGGGUUCGGUCUCGACAGGGACGGGGGUGGCAGGCGGCGGAGGCCCGGAGACGGCCCAUUUCCCGAACUAUUCCAAGUCGACCAGGGUGCAAGUCAGUGAUUUGGGACAAGGGGCAACACAAAACCUCCGCCAAAAUUCAAACACUUCUCCGGACUCUAUCCUCGAUAUGAGCCCGAUCUAUCCCAUGUCUGGGGGAGAUACGACCGGGUCAGUGCCGGCCACAACAGGGAGUGGCGCAGGUGGCGGACAUUCACUUAUCCUAGGAGCAAGCUCAGGGACCGUGGGAGGCAUGUGCUGUUCUCCCACCUCGGAGGGUCCAGGCAGCCGGAUGUCACCAACAUCUACAGGUCCGGACGGGCCCACUGUCUUACCUCAACUGCCACCCCUUCCUCCCCCGCCGCAAGGCUAUGGGGGACUUGGCACUGUUGACGAAAGCGACAUGCAAGAUGGACCGGAGUACGAGGAGGAAGAGGUUGUGUUCCCCCUUUCAGCACCGCCCACCAACCAGUGGUACCAUGGCAAGCUGGACCGGACCAUUGCUGAGGAACGUCUGCGACAGGCCAGGACCCCUGGCAGCUACCUCAUCAGGGAGAGUGACCGCCGGCCUGGUUCCUUUGUCCUGUCCUUCCUAAGCAUGACCAGUGUGGUCAACCACUUCAGGAUAAUUGCCAUGUGUGGAGAUUAUUACAUUGGUGGGCGGCGGUUCUCAUCCCUGUCUGACCUGAUUGGUUACUACAGCUAUGUAUCUUGCCUCCUGAAAGGAGAAAAGCUGCUAUCGCCAGUGGCGCCCCCAGAGCCCGUAGAGGACAGAAGGAGAGUAAGGGCCAUACUUCCAUACACCAAAGUGCCAGAAACUGAUGAAAUCAGCUUCCUGAAAGGGGACAUGUUUAUCGUUCACAAUGAACUGGAUGACGGCUGGAUGUGGGUGAAAAAUGUACGCACAGAGGAGCAGGGCCUGAUUGUGGAGGAUUUGGUGGAGGAGGUGGGGCGGGAGGAGGAUCCACAUGAGGGCAAAGUCUGGUAUCAUGGGAAGAUCAGCAAGCAAGAGGCCUACAACCUGCUGAUGACAGUUGGCCAGGUGUGCAGUUUCCUGGUCCGCCCGUCAGAUAACACACCUGGGGACUACUCCCUCUUUUUUCGCACCAAUGAAAACAUCCAAAGGUUUAAAAUCUGUCCUACUCCCAACAAUCAGUACAUGAUGGGGGGAAGGUACUAUAACAGUGUUGAUGACAUCAUUGACCAUUAUAAGAAAGAGCAGAUUGUCGAAGGCUACUAUCUGAAAGAAGCUGUGUCCGUGCAGCACCAGGAACAAGUCCUAACUGACACAGAUGGAAAAGAAAUCUACAACACUAUCAGACGGAAAACAAAAGACGCUUUCUAUAAAAACAUUGUCAAGAAAGGCUACCUCCUAUUCAACAAAGGCAAAGGCAAGCGAUGGAAGAACCUGUACUUCAUUCUGGAGGGGAAUGAUGCCCAACUCAUUUACUUUGAGAGUGAGAAGAGAGCCACUAAACCCAAAGGGCUGAUCGACCUAAGUGUGUGCUCUGUAUAUGGUGUGCAUGACAGUCUGUUUGGCAGGCCAAACUGUUUCCAGAUUGUGGUCCAGCACUUUAGUGAGGAACAGUACAUAUUCUACUUUGCAGGAGAGGCUCCAGAGCAGGCACAGGAUUGGAUGAAAUGCCUUCAGACAUUCUGCAGUAACUUAAGGAAACCCACUCAGCCCACCUCGAACAAGAGACUCAGACAGGUGAGCAGCCUGGUCCUCUAUGUAGAGGAGGCCCACAAACUGCCAGUGAAGCACUUCACUAAUCCGUACUGUAACAUAUAUCUGAACAACGUCCAAGUGGCUAAGACGCACCCCAGGGAAGGUCAGAACCCAGUCUUCACUGAAGAGUUCAUCUUUGAUGAUUUGUCGAGCGAAAUCAACAGAUUCGAAAUUAGCCUGAGCAACAAGACAAAAAAGAGCAAAGAAAGUGACAUCUUGUUCAUGUGCUGCCAGCUGAGCCGACUGCAGAAGGGCCAGAUGAUUGAUGAGUGGUUCCCUCUCAGCUCUCACGUGCCGCUGAAGGGCAUCGAACCAGGUUCCUUGCGUGUCCGUGCCCGCUAUUCCAUGGAGAAGAUCAUGCCUGAGGAGGAGUACAACGAGUUCAAAGAGAUGAUCCUACAGAAAGAGUUUCAUGUGAUCUAUGCCUUGGCCCAUGUGUGUGGUCAGGACCGCACCCUGCUGGCCAGCCUCCUGCUGCGCAUCUUCAGACAUGAGAGGGCUGAGGCCCCCCUACUCAGGACACUCAAUAACAGAGAGAUCAACAUGGAGGAUGAGGCAACAACAUUGUUCAGAGCGACCACGCUUGCCAGCACAUUGAUGGAGCAGUACAUGAAGGCUACGGCCACGCCUUUUGUUCAUCAUGCACUCAAGGACACCAUCCUCAAGAUCAUGGAAAGCAAACAGUCCUGCGAGUUGAACCCUUCCAAAUUAGAGAAGAAUGAGGAUGUAAAUCUAAACCUAGCCCAUCUCCUCAACAUCCUGUCUGAACUGGUGGAGAAGAUCUUCAUGGCUGCUGAGAUCUUGCCUCCGACCCUAAGGUUCAUAUAUGGCUGCCUGCAGAAGUCGGUCCAGCAGAAAUGGCCCACUAACACCACCAUGAGGACCAGAGUCGUCAGUGGCUUUGUCUUCCUACGACUGAUUUGUCCCGCCAUCCUCAAUCCCAGAAUGUUCAACAUUAUUGCUGAUCCUCCUUCUUUAACAGCAGGCAGGACCCUCACCCUGGUGGCCAAGUCAGUCCAGAACCUGGCCAACCUGGUGGAGUUUGGUGCCAAGGAACCCUACAUGGAGGGAGUAAACCCUUUCAUCAAAAACAACAAACAUAGGAUGAUCAUGUUUCUGGAUGAGUUGGGGAAUGUCCCUGACCUCCCUGAAGCCACAGAGCACUUUAGAACAGACCUGUCCCGGGACCUGGCCGCGCUGCAUGAGGUCUGUGCCACACAUUCUGAUGAGCUCCGGACCCUGAGCAACGAGAGGGGAGCACAGCAGCAUGUGCUGAAAAAGCUGCUGGCCAUCACAGAGCUCCUCCAGCAGAGGCAGGCUCAUUAUGCCAUGUCCAACAGCAACAGGUAGUACCGCCCUCCUCCUCUCCUCUGUCCUUCCAUCUCUCCGUCAAGUCUCCUCCUCCAGAGUGCAGCACACGGAGGGGACCUAGCAUGCUCUACCCUCAUCACCAUGGCAACCCCACCUCCACCACCCUUGGUCAUAUCCUCCUCUGGUAGCCCCGCCCAUUCCCACCCACUAUUUUGUCUUUCAUCGCCACAACAGAGCUAUGCAAGAACAGCAGCUGAACACAAGUGCAGACGCAGUACCUAUAAACACAAAAACUUGCACCAGAGACUCUAACUGAUGUAUGAGCAAGAUUUUUUUUUUCCUUUUCCUUCUCAUAAACUGUGUUCAUUAUUCUGUGACUUGGGUACAUUUCAUUCCCUUCAUCACAAGGGCCAACUAUUAAGAUUUCACGAAGAAGCUCCAUAGUGCCCACAUUGUGUUUUCACAGCACAGGUUGCCAAAGUGUAUUCCCUGCCCUGAGGAAAGUUAACUGACAUGAAGCUAGCUAGCUCUCCCUCUUUCUUAUAACUGGAUUAUGAGCGAUAAUGCUUUUUAUACUGUAAUUAGUGACUGAUUUAUUUUAUGGUUGAGACAAUAUCCACAGAAGUGCUGAAACUAGCAUUUGUCUUUGUUCUGUUCUUUUUCUUCCUUUGUUUUCUAGAUUGGAAAAAAUUCAUAAAGUAUGAUUAUUUUAUAUCAAGAAGAAUUUCUCUUGCUGGAAUCAUGAGUAUAUAAUUGAGAAGAGCCAAUUUUUUUUCCUCCAAUUGUAUCAGCAUUUUUUUUUUGAUUGUUUGGUUCAGUCCUUGAAACUUGCCAGUGCCAGACAAGACUCAUAAUUAGAGAAACCAAGUAAAUGAAAGUGUUUACAGCAGUAAUUUUUUUUUUGGAAUAGUACAGAUUGUAUCAGACAUGCAUGCACUUAUUAAACCGUUUUUUUUGUAAAGUAGAUAAUGGAGUCAUUCAUUGUCCCCAGACAGAAGUGGAGAAAUACUGUGUGUGUAUGCAGAU